Messenger RNA from Bicyclus anynana (squinting bush brown), 1836 nucleotides. RefSeq lists its product as uncharacterized. The record is from RefSeq and is a predicted model, not a curated record. The coding region runs from base 161 to 736 and encodes 191 amino acids. The transcript is spliced from 5 exons. NCBI's taxonomy places the organism in Eukaryota, Metazoa, Arthropoda, Insecta, Lepidoptera, Nymphalidae.
AAAGUCAAAGAGUACGUACAUCGUGCUCAGGCGGGUUCGGCUAGUCGUUGGCCAACUUUACAGCUCUUUAGUGACUAACUUUAAUUUGCACGUGCUAAUUGUAUUGUUUCGAAGAGUGCUUUUUAAAUUUUAAUUUGUUUGAAAUAUUUGGUGAAUUAGAAUGAUACGCACACUCUUCGUGCUUAUUAGCGUUGUGAAGGUAUUUACAUUACCUGUAGACGACCCAAUUCGCAUUGACUUACCAGUGUACGAUCCACCACAAUCUGAUACAACUGGCACUUUGGCUCAAUCUACGCCACAAGAGAAUUCUGAACAUGAAAGCAACGAAAGGCCAGUGACAAUUGUCUUGGGCAGCAAAGUAAAUUCUAAUUCACUGAUAGGCUCCGUAAACUAUGGAAGUGGUCUUUUUUCGCCGACGGUAACAAAACUGGAUGGUGCUUUAUUGGAAACAGAAGGAAUUGCCAGUAAGGCGUUAUCUGUAAAAGAAAAUGUGCAAAACGCGGUAGCUGGGAUCUUCCAGCCACAGCCGAUAGUGGAUACAAUCAAGGAAGAAGAAAAAUACGGAAACAGUGGCGAUAAAUUCCGUGAUACGGGACGAGCUAUUGUCAAUGGCGCCGAAGGAAUAUCUAACUUUGUGAAUUCAAUUCUCGAAGUUCCGAGCAGAAUAUUUAGAUCAAUAACUCGAGCAGCUAGUGAGAAAUUGAACAACUUGGGCAGCAAACUAGUAGGAUUAUAAAAUGUAUAUUAAUUAACUAAGUUGAAUUUAAGGAUACUAAUGAAAUAUACAAGAAAUAUUCUUUAUGAUUAAGACAAUAAGUUACUUAGAUAUUAAGCUAAGAUAUGGAUUGUGUGCAUAACCGGACCAGAAAUAUAAAAAAAAUCUGGAUUGGGGGAAACAAAAUGUUUUAGCAAUCUUUGCUCAGUAUGUGUAUGCUCACGAAAAUAAAAAAUACAUGUGCGUCUCGGGACGUUCGACGGAAGUGGAAUUCAUAGACAUUGUAGGGGCACCCCCAGGGGAACAUUCAGCCGCUGAGUGUCGGUCAGGCUAUACUUACGCAUUGUCCGUUAGGUCCAUCCAACAAUGUUGACGAACUAGUCGAUUGUUAGAAUGAAUAGAUGAAUAAAUAAAUAAAUAAUAAUAUAUACUUAUGCAAUACACAUAUCACCUGCAGCAGGUGCCCCUGACCUAUAUAAAAAACUUCAUCUUUUUUAUUAAUUGAUUAUGAAACACGGCUAAAACUCACGUGAUAUUACGUCGGAGUAUGCCCGACUAGUUUCGAACCCAUACGGGGCCCUUAGUCAUGAGCUGGUUCUUGCAUCGCGGCACGAUCCAAAAUGAUGUUUGGAGUUGACGUGAGUUUUAGCCGUGUUUCAUAAUCAAUUAAUAUGAAUAACACUCACGAUAGUUUAAAUUCAUCUUUUUAGUUUUAACAGACUCUUGAAUUAUCUUACUGAAAACUUUAUCUUUUUAAUUAAUAACGGAAUUAGUAUGCAAUUUUCGAUUUCCAAUUAUUUUUUAUAAGUUAGUUGACUAUUACUCUCUAAAUAUUAUUCUAUUGCUACUUAGCUGUUAUAGUUUUCCUUGUAAUUUCAUUCUAUACUCAUCUAUCGUGAAUCUUUUUACUUAUCCAUAAAUAAUCGUUUAGCCGGUGGGAUCACAUGACUAACAAAAAUUAGCUCCCUAAUUAAAAUUAUAUUGGUAGAAGACCCUUCACAGCUUUCAAAGACUUAUCCCACACUAUGAAAUAAACGAGUAAAAAAAAAUUCAUCCCUACUUUACAUGCAGGGGAGGUAGCCUAAAAAAUAUAUUUUUCAAGAUUUUAUUUUACCAGAUUG